This is a messenger RNA of Anopheles gambiae (African malaria mosquito), 3652 nucleotides long. Its product is annotated as nucleolin. NCBI's taxonomy places the organism in Eukaryota, Metazoa, Arthropoda, Insecta, Diptera, Culicidae. The record is from RefSeq and is a predicted model, not a curated record. The coding region runs from base 1720 to 2790 and encodes 356 amino acids. The transcript has 3 exons.
CUGCCCUUUGCUGCUCGAAGGACACUUGUCGUGAUUGUGUGCGGUAGCUUAGCAACCGAUUUUGUUUUGUUCCUCAACCGUAUGAUCAUUUGCCAGAUGGGAUCUAAAGCGCAGAGAUUAUUGAACUUUAUCUAAUCGUUCGCAAAGUUCCUUUAUUAUUCAUUUCGUGUACGGUAAUUAUCGUAUAAGUUAAAUCAAUAUCGCAUGUUUUUUUUUACUUCGCAUUUUUGAAUUCUCUUUUAGAGAUCACUAUUCCUGUGUUACGACGCUAGGUGUAAGUCUAGUGAUAAUUUGACCUACAGGAGCUCUGUGCCAGCAGUUCCACGCUGUGGAAUAUUGAGAAUUGUCUUUAGUUAAAUCAAUAUCGAAUGUUUUUUUUACUUCGCAUUUUCGAAUUCUCUUUUAGAGAUCACCAUUCCUGUGUCACGACGCUAGGUGUAAGUCUAGUGAUAAUUUGACCUACAGGAGCUCUGUGCCAGCAGUUCCACGCUGUGGAAUAUUGAGAAUUGUCUACCAGCCGCUGGUUGCUGGGUUACGGACGUUCGAAGUUCGGUACGGACACUGGUAGGGAUCGAAACGGCAGCUUGCUGGCAUCCAGGAACACUGCAACAGUUCGGCAUAGCACCACCGGCAUCACCAACAUGCGCCAUCCAAGGGCCGCCCAAGACGUUCGACGAACUGUGCGCCAUCAUCGUGUUCUGCUGACGGUUUAGCCAACUGUUUUGAAGAUGAUGAUUGUAUGAGACAAAGUUGUUACCGCCGCUGUUGCUAUUAUUGCCGUGAAUAUCGUGCCUCAUCCGCUGUAUCGCUUGCAUCGCCCUCAGCUUUUGGGUAAUUAACUGUGUCAGGUCCAUCCGAUACAACCCACCUGGCGGGCCAAUUGGCGCCAGCGGUGGCGGCUGAAUCGGAUCGCCAUCCGGACGCCCGGUCACUGUCCGCUUGGUGCGCUUCAACGAUGGCGUCUUUCCAGCGCUGCUUUGGUGCUUUUUGGUGUACACUUUGUGAACCUUCCCUGCCGCAUUAGUCAUCACAUCCUUCGCGUGUUUUGCGUUAGUGCUGUUGAUCCUUUCGGUAAUUUGCGUCACUGUCGAUGGUUCUACUAUCACGGUUGGCAGGAGCUGAUCCUGUUGCGUCAAGUCGACCACUUUGGCAAGGAAGCGUACGUUUGCUUUGGUUCGCAUUUUGGCGCGUUGUGUGUGCUUCCGAACGAUGCGCGUACAAGACUGAACGGGUUUAGCAAACGCGCGGUUAUUCGAUCCCAGCAGCACCUACACAAGCAAGCAGUGCAGACAUUGCUCCUUACGAGAGUGAAGAGAGCAGCCAAUGUACGGUUACCGGGGAAAUGAAUAGAAUUUUGUACAAUUCAAUAUCGUGCGCGAUAACAAAAGGACAGCAGCAGUGGAAGCAGCGCCGGUGACUGACCUAGGCAGAUUGCUGUGUUGCCAGCGGGUAGAGACGGAACGGUGCGAAAAUAAUAUUCUCGGAAGCGUAGGAUGGCGCUACGAUCGAUCGAGUGGAAAAUAAAGGAUCGGCUGGUUGUAACGAUUCGCAGAAAAAUAGUUCCACUUCCAAGUUGAAUCGGAUCCGGGCGGAUGUGAAGGUUAAGCUUAUCCUUACCAUUACUGGGGUGAAAGUGCGUGUGGUUGCAAGAAGUCGAACGUAUGGACCCAACAACAAAAAGAAACUUAUAACUGUGUGCUUCCGUAAUACCGAGACAAGAUGCGUAGCAGAACGGAAAUGGUGACCACCACCCUGGAGGGUUCCGAUUUUGACGAGGAGACGGAUUUCGAAGACUCCGAGGAAGACUGGCGACCGGAAAAGGGUGAUCCGAAAGCGAUGAAGCGCAAAACGCGCGACAUACUGACCGGCAUGGUCAGUGGAAAGCGUGGCGGUCGCAGUAAUAGCAGCAAGCGGGGCCGCAAACCCGCCGCCAAGGGCCGUGGCGCUGGAAGAAAACGCAACUCCGAAGACUACGAUGAUGACGACGACGACGAUGACGAUGAUGACGAUGAUGAUGAUGAUGAUAGUCGGUUCGAUAGUGAGGGUAGUGGCAGCUCCACUCCACCGGUACCGAAACGGGGUCGAAAGUCCGGCGCCACACCGCAGCGUGUGUACGGGCGCAAAGGCAACAGCAGCAGCAAGACAUCACCGUCCACAUCGAAGGGGGGCUCGAUGGGACGGAUGAAGCAGAGUCCCAGCUCGGAGCAGUCGGUAAGACCGAUCCAGCGCAAGGUUGUCAAUACGGCGAGCAGUUUUCCGGACAAGAGCGGCUACCUGAAACUGUUCGUUAGCCGGGCGGACCUGGAGGAAGGCAUACGGGACAAUCUGAAGGUGUGUCUGUGGCGUCGGGACGGUUCCAGCUUGCUGCAGAAAUACUUUCGAGAUAAAUCGGUCGACGCAAACACGCCACAGUUCACCUCCUCGAUGGUGUAUUCCUGCUGGGAGGAUAAACGGGCCGAUGAGUAUAUGGAGGUGAAGGUGCGCUGCAUCGAACAGACGAAACAGUUGCGCGUACAGAUCAUCGAUGUGGAAGCGACCGAGAUCAGGGCGAAGGAAGAGUACCAGAAGUACAUGGAGCAGUAUGGCAAAUCGAGCGAUUCCAGCCAGGGCAGUGAUCGAUCGAACGGCGGUAGGAAUCGUUCGCGAUCGGGUGCCGGCGGCAAGAAGACCAAUCGCAGCACGGGAGAAGACACGGAUGAGCGUGACGAGGCGAACGACCAGGAGGAGGAAGAGUACGACGAAGCGGACGAGGAAGAGGAAGGAAGUGAAAUUCCUUCGCAGGAAGAAUGAGAUUCGGCUGGUGGGGGAGGGGAUUCGGCAUAAGAAGUAGGGGAAUACCCGGGUGCUAAUAACAGCCGCCUUCCCCACCAGAAAAGGACACGUGUGACACACAGCAUAUACUAAUUUAUAUUAUUUCGUACGCGUAUUCCUCGUACGCUGCUGCAGCUCCGUCUCUGACGACUGAGGCAUGAGAUUUGAGACGAAUUGUAUCUUCUUCCUUCGGCACGAAUGUUCUCAGCAGCCAGACAGAAGAAAAGAAAGCCACAUUCGGCCGAACAUACAAUCCUGUUAGCAUGUAAUUGUAUUAAGAAAAAACGCGUCAACACGUAUUCUGUUACAAAAAAAACGAACAAUACUUGCACACACUUACACGCUAGCAAAGUAAGAUAGUAAGGCGACGGAUACUCGUGUAAAUCUUCACACAUUUUAAAUGUUAAUGUUUAUGGAUGCCCCCGCGGCAGUGUACCACGUGCGUACUGUAGUAGUAAUAGUAGGUACACACUUGACUGAACUUCUUGAGCAUGAACUUUCGUAAUUUAGUACUUUAUAGUAGUUCCCUUCCCGACAACAUCAUGACACGCGCGUUUGCAGGCAGGCUUUGCAAUGGCGACAGCCAAUUUAAGGGUUAAGGGCCGCCGGAUGUUUGCCAAAACGAAAGAUCGAUUUAAUGAAGAAAAAAACACACACACAUUGAAUAAUCAUCUGCACUUAGGCAUUUGAUAAGGACGGAAAUGGAAAUGAUGGGAGCGACUGAAGACGAACUCGUAGUGCAAUGUAUCUCGUCCUGCCCACUCUCUGUCACUCGCACGAUUAAUGAAAUUAUUAAAAAUAAACGCGAUUCAUUGUUUUAAAUGGAACUAUCAAUGGAAAA